Corapipo altera (White-ruffed manakin) is the source of this 1886-nucleotide messenger RNA. RefSeq names its product Rab geranylgeranyltransferase subunit beta (gene RABGGTB). Gene Ontology annotation, cellular component: Rab-protein geranylgeranyltransferase complex. The transcript has 9 exons. Gene Ontology annotation, molecular function: Rab geranylgeranyltransferase activity. The coding region runs from base 39 to 1034 and encodes 331 amino acids. Gene Ontology annotation, biological process: protein geranylgeranylation. NCBI's taxonomy places the organism in Eukaryota, Metazoa, Chordata, Aves, Passeriformes, Pipridae. The record is from RefSeq and is a predicted model, not a curated record.
GAGCCCUCGCCCCGCCCCUUCCGGCGCGGGCGGCGAACAUGGGGACACCACAGAAGGAUGUUACAAUAAAACCCGAUGCCCCAAGCACGUUACUUUCAGAGAAACACGCGGAUUAUAUAGCUUCGUAUGGAACAAAGAAGGAUGAUUAUGAAUACUGUAUGUCGGAGUAUUUGAGAAUGAGUGGUGUCUACUGGGGGCUGACAGCAAUGGAUCUCAUGGGACAGCUGCACCGAAUGAACAAAGAGGAAAUUCUGACAUUCAUCAAAUCAUGUCAACAUGAAUGUGGGGGAAUAAGUGCCAGCAUAGGUCAUGAUCCUCAUCUUCUGUAUACCCUUAGUGCUGUCCAGAUUCUUAUCUUAUACGAUAGUCUCCAUGUUGUUGAUGUAAAUAAAAUUGUUGAAUAUAUACAGAGCUUGCAAAAAGAAGAUGGAUCGUUUGCUGGAGACGAAUGGGGAGAAAUAGAUACAAGGUUCUCCUUCUGUGCUGCAGCAACUCUUGCACUUCUGGGAAAGCUGGAUGCUAUUGAUGUGGGGAAAGCAGUAGAAUUCGUUUUGUCCUGUAUGAACUUUGAUGGAGGAUUUGGUUGUAGACCAGGUUCCGAAUCACAUGCAGGACAGAUCUAUUGUUGCACAGGAUUUCUGGCUAUAACAGACCAGUUGCAUCAAGUGAAUGUUGACCUGCUGGGUUGGUGGCUUUGUGAACGUCAGUUACCUUCUGGAGGUCUCAAUGGGCGACCAGAGAAGUUACCUGACGUGUGUUAUUCGUGGUGGGUGCUAGCAUCUUUGAAGAUGAUUGGCAGGAUACAUUGGAUUGAUGGAGAGAAACUGCGCUGCUUUAUUUUGGCUUGCCAGGAUGAGGAGACUGGUGGAUUUGCUGACAGACCAGGAGAUAUGGUGGAUCCAUUUCACACCUUAUUUGGAAUUGCUGGACUAUCUUUAUUAGGAGAAGAACAAAUUAAGGCCGUCAAUCCUGUCUUUUGUAUGCCAGAAGAUGUCCUUCGAAGAAUAAAUUUACAACCUGAGCUUGUGAGCUAAGCCUUGUAGAGACAAAAGGUUGAUAUGACCAGUUGCUUUGGUUUUACUAAUUUAUAAUCUCAUCUGUGAAACUGUCAGCAUAUUCUUCCUUGAGAUGUGUUUACAUUAUAGAAGUAAAGCAAUAGCUUUGCUGUGGGCUUUGUCACUUUGUAAAUUGUAUCAGAACAGGCUGGUUCUUAUAAUCUAACUGUAACAUAUUCUUUGGUUAUAUUAUAAGAGAUGUAGAAACAUUUCCAAUCUGUAUCUAAAUGUAUGGGCCUUGGCUUUUUUUUUUUUCUAAAUAUUCAAAUCAAAGCUUGAUUGUGUGAAUGCCUAAUUUUUGUGUUACUGUGAUGUCAACCAUGCUAGUACCAGUCUUUACACAGGCCUCUUUUGAUGGUGGAUCACACAGAGCACUUUAAAAGAAGAUUGAAAAAAAAAAAACUACAACCAACAAAAUCCUACUUAAGCCAUGCACUUAAUGCCACACACUUGUGUAUUUAAUUCUUCCUGUUCAUGCUUACCAUCAGUUUUCUAUACUGAGAAACAAGCUGCUUCUUCUGAUAGUAAUUGAUACCAGUAAAACCAUAAUUAUGGUUCUUCUAAGUAUAUAAAUAUCUUCAUUUAUUGAUGAGUCCCUUAGACAAAAUUCCACUGAUAUUUGAAAUACAGCAUACCUUGAGUAUACAGAGUGAAAGUUGCUGACAUUAAGUAUUCUAGAGAAGGUCUGUACAGGACAGUGACUUGUAAUUGAAUAUAGAGUUGAUUCUAAAUUUGUUGCUGGGUUGAAAUCCUGCUUUUGUAGCUUUUAAAACAAUAAUUACCAACACUUGAUUAUGGUGUAAUUGAAAAUAAAACUAGCCAUGGAAAAUA